GGUAGCUUCAUUCCUUUUCAAUCGGUUGGUUGAAUUGGACGUGCCCAGUUGAUUCUCUUCGUAUUGUGGUGAAUUCAUACUAAGUGAAAAAAAAAAAGCUCAGAGUCAGGCCAGGUCUGAGAAAAUUGAAAGUCACAGCCGUACGCCAUCUUCGUUGAAACGCCGCCGCCCAUUCUGCAUCGACGACGUUCGCUCGUAUUCGACGUAAUCGCAAUCGACGUAACCGACGUAUAUCAACGCAUCUUCGACAUCCACGCAAGGCACGCACACUCGUCGAUUGAACGGUUUGAACAGUGAUAAUGAGCGAAGAGAAGGGCACAAGAGUCUACGUCGGCAACCUCACCGACAAAGUGAAGAAGGAAGAUCUCGAGGGAGAAUUCACCAAAUACGGUAAAUUGAACUCUGUUUGGGUAGCUUUCAAUCCACCAGGUUUCGCUUUCAUUGAGUUCGAAAACAAAGAGGAGGCCGAAUCGGCAUGUGACAACCUGAACGGCCAGGAUAUCCUCGGCUCCAAGCUUCGUGUUGAGAUCUCCAAGGGACGCCGGAAUCCGCGUGGUGGCCCUCGAGGAUUCCGUGGUCCACCAGGGCGAUCCGGCAGCAGCGGCGGUUUCCGUUCCAGCUCUCGUGGUGGUUUCCGUGACGGCGGUGGCUACCGCAACGGCGGGAGCAGCGGAGGUUUCCGCGGUGCAAGCCGCAGCGGAAGCCGCUUCGAUAGCUACGGAAGCAGUCGCUCUAGCGGCGGAUCUGGGGGCUACAGUCGCGAUUCGGGUCGUGAUAGCUACAGCAGUGGCUUCGGAAGCGGCUACGGCGGCGGUCGAAGCAGUGGCGGCGGCGGCGGACGAUUCCGAUCAAGAUCACCAGUUGGCGCCCGCGGUAGAUAUUAAGUGACUAGCAUUUAAGCUGAUUGAGCGGCUGUCCCUUGUUCUAUGCGGCGUAUAAUUUCCUCCCAAGAGAUGGACGUCAUAUACGACUUCAACCAUGGGUGCAGUUGUCCGUGCACGGUCUUAUUUAUUGUACUGGGAAUGAUUUAAUAUUUUCACUUGCUCUAUGGCGAUAGAGAAUUUAUUUAGCACUUGCAAAUUUCUCACUUUAAAAGCUGUAGAUGAAUUAGUCAUCACUUAACUAUGAUUGAAUAGCUUUUAGAAAAAAUGUUUAGACAGCGAAGAAAAACGUCAUUUUCGAAAGGGAGCAUAUUUUGAGAUUCGCCAAAAACAAAAUCAGAAGUCUAUUUUGUACUGUUUUAUAUGUGUUUUAAUAUAUAAAAUAGGAAAGUCUUAGCGAUUAAUUGUCCAUGUGACUGAAAUCGUUACCCAAUUUAUGUUGAUAAAAUAAACGUGUAUAAAUCGGCAAAUAAAAUAUACCCGAGCAAAAUAAACAUCUACUGAAAGGACGAAAAACAGUGAAACGACGCCAAAAUUACUUCAUUCGAAAAUAAAGUCCAACUAAACAUGUGGUGCAAUAUCUUCUGGAGAAGUGAAGUGAGAUGGAUCGAGAUUGUCAUGAUACGGUAGAAGAAAGGAAAAUCGUCGCUCUCUCCCGUUCAGUAGUAUGGUCAAAUAAAGCACGAUGAAUUCCCAAUGUGGUGUGUCAAACCUAACGAGAACACCUCUCCUAACACAUGAAAAUGAAACCAUUUUAUUUGAGUUAAUUUUAGAGGAUGUAUGAAAAAUAAAUCCAUAUAAUAUCACUAAAUACGUUAA
Messenger RNA from Armigeres subalbatus, 1700 nucleotides. RefSeq names its product RNA-binding protein Rsf1 (gene Rsf1). The transcript is spliced from 2 exons. Bases 300 to 884 code for a protein of 194 amino acids. NCBI's taxonomy places the organism in Eukaryota, Metazoa, Arthropoda, Insecta, Diptera, Culicidae. Gene Ontology annotation, biological process: mRNA splicing, via spliceosome. The record is from RefSeq and is a predicted model, not a curated record. Gene Ontology annotation, molecular function: mRNA binding. Gene Ontology annotation, cellular component: nuclear speck.